AUGGACACCUCUCCCAGCUCCUGGCUGCCCGGCGGGGAGUUCUUCACGGACAACCCGGAGAACUCCAGCGAGUGGCCCUGGACGGACGGACCGACCGACACGGGAUGGCGCCAUCACCAGUCGGCAGACCCCGUGGGCUAUGAAGGCUACCUCGCCAGUGCAAUCUACCUUACCCUCACAGGGUUGAUAGCCUUACCCGGGAACGCCGUCGCCAUCACGGUGUUCCUGACGGAAAAGGACUUCCGUAAGAAACAGCAGAACAGUUUUGUCCUGAAUCUGGCCAUAGCUGACUUCAGCGUCUGCGUCUUCGCAUAUCCCUUGUCUGCUACAGCAGGGUUCGCAGGAGGAUGGGUGCUCGGAGAUGUUGGCUGUACGAUCUAUGGGUUCCUCUGCUUCACUUUUUCCCUGGUCAGCAUGGUCACCCUGUGUGCCAUCAGCGUCUACCGCUACAUCGUCAUCUGUAAACCACAGUAUGCGCAUCUGCUGACCCAUCGCAGGACCAACUACGUCAUCAUCGGGAUCUGGCUGUUCUCUCUGGUGUUCACGGUCCCUCCGCUAGUCGGACUUAACCGCUACACUUACGAUCCAAUGGGGAUCAUCUGCUCCUUGGACUGGAACGUGCAGCACCCCACAGAGACGGCCUACGUCGUGGCGGUUCUUGUUAUCCUCUAUAUCCUGCAGGUCCUGAUCAUGUGCUUCUGCUACUUCAACAUCAUCGUCAAGUCGGCCAACUUGAAGUUCGCGGCUCUGGCCAAUGAAGAAACUAAAAAGGCUGCAAAGAAAGACACCUCGAAGACCUCACUGAUGUGCCUGACCAUGGUGGUGUCCUUCCUGAUCGCCUGGACCCCGUAUGCCGUGUCCUGUACCUGGGACAUCCUGUCUGAGGAAGAUCUGCCCAUCAUCGCCACCAUCCUGCCCAGCUUGUUCGCCAAGUCGUCCUGCAUGAUGAACCCCGUCAUCUACGCCUGCUGUAGCAAUAAGUUCCGCCAGGCGGCAGCUAAGUCCUUCCGCAGGCUUGGCUUUAUGCGCAGGUAAAACGUUCCCGUAGCCAC
Molecule: messenger RNA, 1052 nt
Organism: Branchiostoma belcheri (Belcher's lancelet)
Lineage: Eukaryota; Metazoa; Chordata; Leptocardii; Amphioxiformes; Branchiostomatidae
Product: visual pigment-like receptor peropsin
Exons: 6
Coding region: 1-1035 (344 amino acids)
Biological process (GO): G protein-coupled receptor signaling pathway
Cellular component (GO): membrane
Molecular function (GO): G protein-coupled receptor activity
Source: RefSeq, a predicted model, not a curated record